This is a messenger RNA of Misgurnus anguillicaudatus (oriental weatherfish), 626 nucleotides long. The record is from RefSeq and is a predicted model, not a curated record. Lineage: Eukaryota; Metazoa; Chordata; Actinopteri; Cypriniformes; Cobitidae.
AUGAUUUCAUAUAAUUCAUAUAUUCAUAUUAUCUACAAUAAACAAUAAAGUUUAUUUUUAAAGAUGUCUGUUUAGAUCAGUUAAUAAUCGAAAGCUGAAUUUCAGCUUUAAACUUUUUUUUUCAGCUUUAAACUGUAUGUAGCUGUUUUUACUGUGACACGUCACAAGGCACCGCCUUCAUUUUUGUGUGUUUCCACUAGGUCCUGUAGACAACUGUAAAGUUUUGUUUCACUGUCGUGCUUCUCACACUUACUGAUCAACAGACUGAAAUCAUGUCAGGAAGAGGCAAAGGCGGUAAAGGACUCGGUAAAGGAGGCGCUAAGCGUCAUCGCAAGGUUUUGCGUGAUAACAUCCAGGGAAUCACCAAACCCGCCAUCCGUCGUCUCGCUCGUCGUGGUGGGGUCAAGCGUAUCUCCGGUCUGAUCUAUGAGGAGACUCGCGGUGUGUUGAAGGUGUUUUUGGAGAACGUUAUUCGUGACGCCGUCACCUACACUGAACACGCCAAGAGAAAGACCGUCACCGCCAUGGAUGUCGUCUAUGCUCUGAAGCGUCAGGGUCGCACUCUGUACGGUUUCGGAGGUUAACUGCCUAAACUCCACACGAACCCAAACGGCUCUUUUAAGAGC